Cladocopium goreaui is the source of this 4792-nucleotide messenger RNA. The record is from the annotation of a GenBank genome assembly. NCBI's taxonomy places the organism in Eukaryota, Dinophyceae, Suessiales, Symbiodiniaceae.
UGAGCCUUCAGCGUUCUGGUGAAUAGCUGCCAGAACUUUUUUUGCCAUGGGAGAUGAAACCAUGAAUGAGGAGGAGGCCCAAAUUUUGGAGAAGGCAUUGAUAGAGCUGCCCAUUUUUCAGGAUUGCCCAAGGCAACUGAUUCAUCAAAUCGCACAGAAGGCUUCAUGUCGAAGAUAUGAGGCCCUGGAGGAAGUGGUCUUCUCCGACCAGGUGCCGAUGCUGGUCGUUUUAUCCGGAACCUUACGGGUUUGUAUCGGCUGCGCACCCGAUUCAGAUGUUGGUCCCGGGGGAGUGAUGAACGUCUCGGGCAUGCUAGGCUUGCACGAGCUGGCGGAGCCUUUCAAGCCAAAGGCUGGAAAAAGCACCAAUGAAAAUAGCGAAGAUCUGGAGGAACCCAUGAGUGUCGAUGUGAAGACGAUGCAAGGGCCUCUGAAAGAUGAGGUAGUGAAUAUUUACAACCUCUGCCCCAUCUCUUGUGGCGUGGGUACGAAACAAACCAAUCUCUCGGGUUGGCUCCGCAUGGAUAUCAAGCCAGCUGAUGACCAGAGCGUCAAGGUGGCGAUGUUGACCCUGGACGUCAUUGAACCGAUUAUGCACAAAGGGGAAGCCUUGAAACCGUUUCACUCCAAUCUUUCUGUGCUAACGGAUCACUUCAUUUGCAUUUUGAGACAUGGUAUUUUUCCGGGAGUUCCACCAGAGGUCAUUUGGCUCAUUGCCUGUGGCUGUCAGAGGAAGCAUUACUAUCCUCGGGACACCUUAGUCGAAGAAGAUGACUUAGGAGAAGCUGCAGAUUGGCUCAUCGCCAUCAACAGUGGCAAGGCGGAUGUGGAGAAGUUGGCCUACAAUGGAGAGGAGGCGGUUCCGCAGAUCAUUGGUACCUUGACGGAGGGUGCCGUGUUGGGAGACGUUUGCUUCUUGCACGGCAUGGUGCCACGCGGUGCCACUGUAAGAGCUCAGACGGAGGUGGAUGCCAUUGCCAUCCCUCCCAGUGUAAUCCUAGAUGCGCUGGCACUGUACCCGGGCAUCACCGGUAGCUUCAUGGGCCGGCUGCGUGAAAUCGUCAUGCAGCUGCAGGGCUCCCUUCCCCGACCGGCGCAAGCACUCAAGGGAAUGCAGAUUUUUGCCUCGUGCGAUUUGCCAUUUCUGCGUGCUGUGGCCAGCGUCUCUGAACGGAAGGUGUUCUUCGCUGGUGAUGCCUGCCGCGAGGAGGGCGUGAUGGACGACACCCUGCGGGUCAUCGAAUUCGGGCGGUGCCGAGUGGAACGGCGACAAGGUGGUGCAGUGAAGCACUGUGGCUGGUGUGACGUUGGCACUGUGCUCGGUGAACGCAGGUUUUUCAACAUGCAGUCGAACUGGCCGGAUGCCUCGUUUCGAAUUGCGACUCCCUUGGCGUUGUUACUCUUCAUCCCAAGGCAGUCUUUCAAUGGAGUUCUAGAGAACUACCCUUCUGAGCAGCAACGAUUUCGACUGGUGAAGGAGACCAACAAGACCGAUGGCGGCAAUGCUCGGCGCGAGCACGAUGCGGCCAGCCUCAGUAUUCUGCAGGGUUGUGGUCCGGGAUUCCUGCAAGCCAUUGCAGGCUGCAUUCGCACAGUGACCUACAAGAUUGGACAUACCAUCACUGUUCAGGGUGCAGUCGACAGUGGAUCUAUGUACAUUAUCAAAGGCGGAUCGGCUGAGAUCUACGUGAAUCAUCGUUUCGUCAAAGAGGUGCACUCUGGGGAGAGCUUUGGCGAGUUGGCCAUUUUAGGCUUCGUGAAGCGGCGAAGUGCCGUGGUGCGAGCGAAGGAGAUCUGCAUAGUGUUGGAGAUGCCACGAGCGGCGUUCAUUGCUGCCUUGGAGGAUCACCCUGAGGAGCAGGAACACUUCCAAAAGAUUGGCCGUCAGCACGGUGUGGUGGUGGCCAGUACGCAAUGGCCACUUUUCGAGGGCGCUUCUCAAAAGUUGCUGUCCUUGAUCAACCUCUAUGCCAGGAAACACAUCACGGCCAAGGGACAUUGGUCCACCUUCAAUGGUGAACAGUUACCUGAGCAAGCCGCCAUUCUUGUCUUGCGUGGAGAGAUGCGUGUGGUGACUCCAGACAAGGGUGAACUGGUCUUCACUGAGGGCACCUGUUUCAAUGAGCAGCUGCUCUUUGGACUGCCACCACUGGAGGGGCGCUUGCAACCACAGGGCAACUGCGAGGUGCAGAUCAUGACCGCUGACAUCUUUGAUCGCGUUGUCUUGGAGUGCCCUACAGAGCGAGACUUCAUCAUGCAGCGCAUUGUCAAUGAGAUCGCCCGAAAAGCCGAGCAAAGCAUGGGCUUUGGACGAGGAGACCCCGGUGGUGCUUUGGUUCUAUCUACAGUGAUCCAGGUGGCCGCGGAUGACUUCGCGGAUCAGCUGCGGAAACGCAUCGACGCCCGGAUCUACGAGCCCGGCGCGGUGAUCACGGCGCCCCGGUUCGUGCUGGUGGAAGGUGAGGCUGAAAACGAGGGUGAUGGCCUGUGUCAUGGCAAAGCAUUGCCUUUGAAGGUUGGCAGUGUUUUUGGAGAGUCAGUUCUUCUUGGUGUUGCACGUACCUAUCCCAAUCGUACGCGAGCCUCCACCCGCUGCAUCGCUCUGGCCUUGACGCAGGACGUCUUUCAACAGGUGCUGGAGGAGUUCCCAUCGCAUGUCGAACUGUACAAUCACAUGGCCAUGGGCUCCAGUCAGACGGAAGUUGGCGCGUCGGAGCUGAACGUCCAACUGGGAAAGAGCCGCGCCUUUUCGAAUGUCAGCAAAGACUUCUUGAUGGUGGUAUGUGAGCGCGCAGAUGAGGUCUAUUUCGGUCCAGGGGACGACAUCUUCCGGCGCGGAGAGGUGUGUAAACUGGGAGAGUCCCUGAUGUAUAUUCUGCUGCAAGGGGCAGCUAUUGUAGAAGGAGAGUAUGGGGAUGAGCUCGGGAGGUUGAACCCUGGCGAUGUGGUGGGCGAGGGCGGUGCACUGGGAAUCGCCCCCAUCCGUGGCGCCACCGUGCGGGCCUGGCGUGAUAGCUUGGUACGAGCCGUUCGGCUUCACGGCAGCUCAGUGCAAAGGGCGGUGACCGCCUUCCCGGAUGAGUACCAAUCCUUACAGCAAAUCUUCCAGAAGCGCGCCUCUGCCAACAAGGAGGUGGAACGUGUGCGGCAGAAGUGGUUGCAGGAGCAGGUCAUUCCUGCAUUGAACACCUGUCGUAUUUUUCAAGGCUUUCCAGAGCCAAUCAUCCGGAAGAUUGCUGAACACCUUCUUCAGGCCACCUACACUUGUGUCUCGGAUGCAGUGUCAGAUGGCAUCAUAUGGCAUCCAUUGACGUGUUGUUUUCAGAGCAGCGGUGCAGUGCAGCAGUACCACAAGCGGGUCAAGUCCUCCUCGAUCCGACACGGACCUGCAGAGAUCUUGGAUCUGCUAAGCAUCAGCAUCUCAAUGCCAGUCUAUGAUCUUUGCCCUUUUUGUACUCGAGCGCGGAUGAUUUUUGGACUGAAGAAGAUCCCACAUCGCCUGAUUUUCAUGUCAUAUGAUGAUGUGGAGACGCCAAGUGCUCUGAUUGGGAAGAAGUUGGCACCGAUUCUUCACCUUCAUGGCCAAGAUCCAUUCCCAGAAUCCUUGGAUAUCAUCAAGCGAGUGGAUGAAGAUGCGAGGUGGGGUCCCCCACUGUUGCAGAAGGCUUCUGGAAGGGAGGACUUGAAGCUCUUCGAAAAGAAUCAUUGGCCCUUGAUGCGGCUGUUGAUUCACACGCGUUUUGUCCACGCCUACAUGCCGGACUUGACAUUCCAAAGUGCCCGCGAGUACUUUGUGGCGCAGCAUCCUGUCCAAGGGCCGAAUGGAGAAGAGCGUCCACAUCAAGAUGAAUGGCGAAGCUGGGACCAGGCGAAGCGUUUCUCCUGGUAUCAGCAGAACUUGCAGCGGAGCGACAAGGAGUUGAUUCCCAAGCUCAAUGAAGAUCUGAAGGAAGCAGAAGAUUUGAUCUUCCAGGAGGACAGUGUCUCUCCGGGCGGGGUGGGCUACGACGACGUGAUCUUCUUCUGCCGUGUGCGUUAUUUGCCGCUGAUUUUGGGCCUGAAGCCAGGACCAAAGCUGGAGGUGUCCCUGGCGCUGUUUGUGCCACAUGGUGGACAAGUGGUGUGCACUGCCGGCAACGGAGCAGACUCAAUGAUCAUUUUCCUGAAGGGCGAGGCUGAUGUCUACACCAAGUCAGGAGAUUUGAUUGGCCGUUUGUCUGAUGGGGCUGUCAUCGGUGAGAUUGCAGUCCUAGGCUUGUUCCCAUGGCGCACCGCAACCAUCCGUGCCACCAGCAACUCUGAUGCGGUAUUGAUCACCGCCAACCUCAUCUCUCGAAUUCUUCAGGGUGACGAUGCAUCUGCAGCCCGGCAGCGCUUUGACCAGCUCUGUUCCGAGCGCCGAUCGCAAGUGGAAGCUGGUAUGCCAUUGUGCAUCCUGCCCUUCAAUGUCAGUGUGAAAGACGUGGUGGCUCGAGCAGUGGCGUUGCAUGCGAUCCGCUACAGCUUCAACACGGGCGAUGUCUUUGUGCCCAAAGUGCAAGCGCAAGGGCCACACUACUGGGUGAUGGUUUCAGGUAGUAUGAACUUGAUGAUGGGUUCUCGCCACAUCAUGCUUUUCAGCUCUGGAUCCAUCUUACCCGAGCACAUUGCCUUUGAAUACGGUGCAUCCAUCCAUGCUGCCACAGUUUGUGAGGUCCCGACGGUCGGAACGAGAAAAACCAUGGAGGACAUGGUGAAACCACAAAACACAAAGAGAAAACGGAAAGGGUCUUGUCGGUCCAUGGUGUUUUGA